AUGAAAAACGCCCUUUCUAAAGCCUUCCCUGCAACAGCAGCCGUGGUAGCACUGCUGUCAGGCCAAGCGCACGCGCAAGAUGACAGCGGCAGCACAGUGAUCAACGUUUUCUGGAUCACCGAGACCACAUUGAGCCUGAACUCCAUCAACCAAUAUCCACUAGCAGCAUCAAUCGUCACGGCGGACUCUUCAUCCACGGUCGUGGCAGUCGAGUGUGCGGGACCCAGCAUCGACACGAGUGUCUGCGGCACCGAGGCCCAAACCAUCACCUAUGGCUCGACGACAUGGGUGGCCUCAGAGACCACCGGCAAUUUGGGUGUCACCAUGCAGUGCUCGAUCGCCCAGAACUCGGAAAGUGCAGUGUGCACGGGGGAAAUCGAUGCGCCCGAGCAAAUCAUCAACGAUCCGUUGAUCAAUUCAUCCGAGGCGAGUGAACUACUUACGGCCACGACUGUCGACGUGCUCUCGACGGCUUAUAGUGGGACUCUCAGCUCAACGGACUUCACAUUCUUGCCCAUCACUGUCACUGCAGGACAGGAGAAAUUGGCAGGCGGGAGCCGCGCAGCUGAUUCUUCCUCAUCGUCGUCGUCUAGUGGUGCCGAUGGCAAUGCCAAUGCUAAUGGCGCAGGAAGCUUCAAGUCGAAUUUGGGUCUGAGUGGAUGGAUGGCUGGCUUCCUGGGUCUGGUCAUGAUGGUGUUGUAG
Cladophialophora yegresii CBS 114405 is the source of this 702-nucleotide messenger RNA. RefSeq lists its product as uncharacterized. The record is from RefSeq and is a predicted model, not a curated record. Lineage: Eukaryota; Fungi; Ascomycota; Eurotiomycetes; Chaetothyriales; Herpotrichiellaceae. The coding region runs from base 1 to 702 and encodes 233 amino acids. The transcript has 2 exons.